CCAUUUUGUCGUGGUAUUUCAAGAUUGAGCUUCCAUUCAUGAACACUUCUUCACCAAUAUCAAGAAACUACGUGUGAUAACAACCAUCCCUUCGCCAUGGCCACCCCUCUUCGUAUCGGAUUCGUGCCGGAGCACUUUUCUACCCCGCUGCACUUUGCCCAGAAGCACUUUGGUCUUGAUGCCACUCUGAUCCCCUUUCCAUCGGGCACCGGCCACAUGAUUACAGCUUUGCGGGCCGAUGAGAUCGACAUUGGCAUUGGCUUGACAGAGGCAUGGAUUGCUGGACUCGGAAAGGAGGGCAUUGAGGGAGAUGGCGGAUAUCGCCUGGUUGGAACAUACGUUGAGACUCCCCUCUGCUGGGCCAUCUCAACCGGGGCCAAGCGGCCCGAAAUCACCGCCGUCGACUCCCUCAAGGGCGGCAAGAUCGGCGUCUCCCGCAUCGGCUCCGGCAGCUACGUGAUGGGCUACGUCCUCGCCGACAAGAACGGUUGGCUCUCGACUCCAGGCACGGAGCCCUUUUCCGACACCGUCGUCCUCAACACGUUUGAGAAGCUGCGCAACGCCGUCAACUCGGGCGAGGCGGAUUUCUUCAUGUGGGAGCACUUUACGUCGAAGAAGUUUUACGACUCGGGUGAGAUCCGUCGCGUAGGCGAGAUUUACACGCCUUGGAGCAGCUGGAAGAUUGUGGCGUCGACGAAGCUCACUCAGGGAGGGCUGGAUGCUCGCGUAAAGGAUUUGUUUGAGAAACUGGACAAGGGGGUGGCCUAUUUCAAUGCUCAUCAGGACGAGGCGGUAGAGUACAUCUCAACGAAUCUGGAUUAUUCGGCUGAGGAUGCAAGGGAGUGGCUCAAGACUGUCGAGUUCCCAGCAAAGACAGAAGGCGUCAAGCCAGAGGUCGUGUCCAGCUGCAUUUCGAUUUUACGAAAGGCUGGCGUCCUGGCUGAGGGCAAAGGCAUGAGUUCGGAUGCGAUGGUUGUGUGAGGAUUUAUUCAUGAGAAAAUUGAAGAUAGCUAAGCGAGCAUCGAAGUAUAAGAAAAUUGAUAAUGUAUUACUAUCUAGAUUAAAUAUUACUUUAUACUCCCUUACGCCCAGGGCAAUACCGAGUACUGUAACACUAUUCUUAUUACACCUUUCGCUUCAAAAUGUCAGUAACAAGCUCAAUCAUGGGUAUUCGCCGCGGCGAUGCUGAUGCGACUCAAGAGCGCACUUAAGGUCCGUACAGGCUCCAGUUGAUGGAGGCAGGGUUGGCGUAACAGUCAGACUUGAUGGCAAACUCGUGGCUAGAGUAGGAGCCAGCAGGGAGGUCCUCGAGGGUAGCACACUCAGGGAGCAGGCGGACGGGAACACAGCCGGCGGGGAUGUUCCUCUCGACCUGGCCAGUCGAGCUGACGGUGGUGGCGGCCUGCUUCACGACAUUGAACUUUGUGCCCUGGUAGUAGGCGAGGGGCUCGUUGCAGAUGACAUAGGUCUCAGGCUGGAGGAAGCGGAAGCCCUCUGGGAACUGAGAGAUGGAAACACCCUUGGUGCCAGGGCCGCCGUUGAUAUUGGCAGUAGAGAGAGUCGCAGAGCCGGCAUCCUUGGCCAGAGAGAAGCCAUAAGGAGAGAGGGGAGAUCCCUGGUCGGUGAUGAUGGUCGAAGCACCGAAGCGGUAGUCGGUGGCAGUGCCGUUCUGGUAGAAGAUGCUCGGGUUGUCACUCUUUGCUCCGACGCCGGCCUGAGCCAAUCCAGCACCGACGUGGAUGCUGUUAACGUAGAGGCCCUGGACAGAGGGCGAGAAGUCGAGAGACUUGUCGGUAACGUUGACGAAGAGGCGGAAGCCCGUGGACUGCUGGGUAGGAGGAUAGUUGGGGACAAUGGCGAGGGGAGAGGCAGCAGCGGCGCCGACAAGGCCAAGGAGAGCAGCAGAGACAAACAUCUUGACGGGUGAUUUGGUGGGUUGUUGGUUUGUCUGAUGUGUUGAGUUCAAGUCUGUUGUUGGAAGACGUUGGCUUUGUGGUGGUGUAAGUUGUCA
Trichoderma virens Gv29-8 is the source of this 2011-nucleotide messenger RNA. RefSeq lists its product as uncharacterized. Bases 97 to 981 code for a protein of 294 amino acids. The record is from RefSeq and is a predicted model, not a curated record. The transcript has 2 exons. NCBI's taxonomy places the organism in Eukaryota, Fungi, Ascomycota, Sordariomycetes, Hypocreales, Hypocreaceae.